AUGCUAAAGCAAACAGAGACGGGAAAUAAACGCAGCAGCAGUUUGGUUUCUACAGCAGCAGCAGCGCAGGCGGUUUCUACAGCAGCGCAGCAGUGCGGUGGUACCGCAGCAGAAAACAAUGGACAGCACGCAGAGACGGUUAAAAUACAACAGCAGCCCGCAGCAAGGGGCGGUUUUACAAAAGCACCAGAAGGGGUGACCGGGGAUAAAAGCCGCAAACAGACAAAAGUACGCGCAGCGACGGGGAACAACAGCCCGCGCAGCAGCUGCGGUUUGGGACAGCGGGAGCCGCAGUGCUGGUGCUACCCGCAAGGGAGCAGCAGCUGCAGUGCUUUCAGGCCCGCAGCAGAAAUGCAGCUGACCCGUGCUACAGCAGCAGCAGGGCCAAUGGUACAGCGCAGCAGGGCAAGGGUAAAACAGCAGCGAUGGUAUCAAGGGGCAGCCCGCAGAGCAGCAGGGUGGUACUUUCAACAGAGCAGCACUGGGCGGGGGUUCAGCAAACAGCAGCAGCUGAAGUUGGGCCCGCAGCAGGCCGCAGCUGACGAGCUGACAAUAACGUCUUUUCUAGCACUGCCAUCACCUGCAUAUUGCUCCACACUUCUUGUUGGUGCACUUUGGCAACGGUUGUGUCCAGCUCUUGUAGCCCUGCUUGGGUCUCCUGUAUCCCAGCGACUGGCUAGAGCUUCAGGCAGAGCUGAGGGUCAGAUGGGAAGAGGCUCAGGUUGUUUAGCUCACCCAGGUCCACUAUUCAACAACCAGCAAGCCAGGGCUAUUUACAACGUUGCAUGUGGGCUGGUAGUGACUAUGGGCAGUGUGGGAGAGAUGAGACCUGUCCUGGAGAGUCUUUUCUACCGCAUGUUGCUUUACCCGCCACCACAGUGUCGCCAGGAUGCUCUCAAGGCUAUAACUGAGUUAAUAAGCAGUCCGGUGAAACUUGUGCAACUUGCUGGUCCAAUUCUGUAUCCAGAUCCCAGAAAUCCUCACCAGAAUGAUUUGGCACUUUUUAGACUGGUGAUGGACAGUUUAGCUGAGUGUGGUAACUGCAGCGACACCGAAGUUCAGCGACUUUUGGUAGAAUGUGUUUCUACUCUUCUUACCUCUUUAGAAAAAUUAUCCCUUGGUUCCACACUUUCCCAGCAACAUGUGCAGGUCAUCAAUACCAUAUAUGCUAGACUUCAAGAUGGAGACUAUUCAG
This is a messenger RNA of Cherax quadricarinatus, 1195 nucleotides long. NCBI's taxonomy places the organism in Eukaryota, Metazoa, Arthropoda, Malacostraca, Decapoda, Parastacidae. The record is from RefSeq and is a predicted model, not a curated record.